This is a messenger RNA of Pyrus x bretschneideri (Chinese white pear), 3299 nucleotides long. RefSeq names its product MDIS1-interacting receptor like kinase 2. The coding region runs from base 133 to 2949 and encodes 938 amino acids. Gene Ontology annotation, cellular component: plasma membrane. Gene Ontology annotation, molecular function: ATP binding; protein kinase activity; protein binding. Gene Ontology annotation, biological process: protein phosphorylation; hormone-mediated signaling pathway. Lineage: Eukaryota; Viridiplantae; Streptophyta; Magnoliopsida; Rosales; Rosaceae. The record is from RefSeq and is a predicted model, not a curated record. The transcript has 2 exons.
GCACUGUGCACAAGUCAUAUACACAAUAUAUUUAGUAUAUUUUUAUAUAAUAGAGCACCAAACUAUUUCUCAAGACAAAAACCAGCUUAAUUUGGCAGAUGGGCUUCUUGAUCCGUUCUGUGGUUUCCAGAUAUGAAGAAAUCCUCACAACUUAAAAUUAUGGCAUCCAAAGAAGAAAAAGCACUUUCUCCCAAAGCUGCUUAUUCACAGAAUUCACUUCAAGUCAUCCCAAUUAUACUCAUUCUCAUGGUGGUUUCUUCAGCUUUAACAGUAACAGCAGGACAAGAAGCAGAAGCACUUCUGAAUUGGAAAGCCAGCCUUGACAACAACAAAAGCCUCUCUCUCUUGCCUUCAUGGAUUGGAAACAGCACAUGCAAUUGGGAAGGAAUUUCUUGUAACAAUUUUGGAAGCAUAACCCAAAUAAACCUCACUUCUUCUGGCUUAAGAGGUACACUUCUUGAUUUUGGUUUCUCAUCUUUUCCAAGUCUCAUGAGCCUUAAUCUGAGCCACAACACGAUUUUCGGAACAAUCCCAUUGGAGAUAGGGUUUUUGAAAAGCCUUCGAACCCUUGAUCUUACCGGAAACAACAUUAAUGGAUCCAUUCCCCAUGAAGUUGGAAUGUUAGGCAACUUAACCUUUCUUUCCCUUCAUGACAACAAACUAUCUGGAAAUUUCCCAAUAGAAAUAUGCAUGCUGAGUUCCCUCAGUGUGCUUGAUGUAGGAAUAAACAAUCUCACGGGUUCAAUUCCAGAAGAAAUCGGAAACCUGUCCAGCUUAACUUUUCUGGCCCUGGGUGGCAACAAUUUCUCCGGCUCAAUUCCUUCCACUAUAGGCAACCUGACCAGGCUCAAGGUGUUAUAUCUGAUGGCGAAUCAAUUAAGCGGAAGCAUCCCACCUGAAGUAGGAAAGCUCAAAUUUAUUACUGAUCUAGGAUUGGUGGAUAACCAACUCAAUGGCUCCCUUCCUUCAGAAAUGAAUAAUUUUACAUUUCUGAAGGAGUUGUGGUUGAGCAACAACAACUUUUCUGGCAGCAUUCCACAAGGCAUAUGCAUCGGCGGAGUACUUGAAACGUUUACAGCACACAGCAAUCAGUUCACAGGCCUCAUGCCUGGAAGCUUGAGGAACUGCACCAGCUUAGUUCGAUUGAGGCUUGAGAGGAACCAGCUGACAGCAAACAUAGCGCAAGAAUUUGGCAUUUAUCCAAAACUAACUUAUGUCGAUUUGAGUUACAACAGAUUUUAUGGGGAGCUUUCUGAGAACUGGGGCCAGUGCCAAAACUUACAAAGCUUGAGGCUCAGCAACAACAGAAUUUCUGGGGGAGUUCCACGGUUUGAGGGAUCAAUGCAGCUGCAUGUGCUUGUCCUCUCUUCAAAUAAUCUCACAGGGACAGUCCCGAUUGAACUAGGGAGGUUGACAUUAAUGUUCAACCUUGACCUUGGUGAUAACAAACUUUCAGGCAGCGUGCCUGCGGAGAUUGGAAUGCUAACCAAUCUACAACAUCUUAGCUUAGCUGCCAACGAUUUCAGUGGACCAAUUCCUAAACAAUUAGACAGGUGCAGAGAAUUGUUGAACUUGAAUUUGAGCAGAAACAGAUUUGGUGGCAGCAUUCCUCCUGAAAUGAGCAGCAUAGACUCUCUUCAAGUUCUUGAUCUGAGUCAAAAUUCACUGAUGAGUGACAUCCCACCGCAGCUUGGGAAUUUGAUGAAGUUGGAAGCCUUGAAUCUCUCCCACAAUGAGCUCUCUGGUUCGAUCCCAUCCACAUUCGAUAACAUGUUGAGCUUGACAGUUGUUGACAUAUCAUACAAUCAUUUGGAAGGUCCUCUUCCCAACAACAAAGCAUUCCGCGAGGCUUCGGCUCUAGCAUUUGCGAAUAACGCAGGCUUGUGUGGCAAUGCCACCGGUUUGAAUGUUUGUCCGUCCGAAACAAGAGGGGAGAAAAAGAGCAGCAAAUCGGUUAUCUUCAUUGUACUACUUGUUUUAGGCAUCCUGUUUUUUGCAUUUGUUGUAGCUGGGAUUCUUUGCGUGGUCUACCAUCCACGGGAAGCACAAUUAAAUGAAGACCAAUUUGCAGUUUGGAGCUAUGAUGGAAGACUUCAGUUUGAAGACAUCAUUGAAGCCACAGAGGAAUUCAACUCCAAAUACUGUGUGGGGGUGGGAGGCAAUGCAAGUGUUUACAAAGCUGAGCUCCCAACAGGCCGGAUUGUUGCGGUGAAGAAACUUCACAUGCUGCAGGACAGGGGAGUGGCAAAUCUCAAGGCUUUCGAGAGUGAGGUUCGUGCUCUUACAGAAAUCCGUCACAGAAACAUUUUAAAGCUUUAUGGUUUCUGUUCGCAUCCGCAGCAUCCUCUUUUGUUGUACGAUUUUGUAGAAGGAGGAAGCUUGGAAAACAUACUGACUGACGAAAACCAUGCAGUUAAGUUUGGAUGGAUUGAGAGGGUGAAUGUUGUCAAGGAUGUUGCUAAUGCAUUGUCUUAUAUGCAUCAUGAUUGUUCACCUCCUAUAGUACAUCGAGACAUUUCGAGUAAGAACAUCUUGCUGGAUUUGGAAUAUCGAGCUUAUGUCUCUGAUUUUGGUACAGCUAAGCUCUUGAAUCUUGAGACUUCAAAUUGGACUUCGUUUGCAGGCACAUUUGGAUAUAGUGCUCCAGAGUUAGCAUACACGAUGGAAGUGAACGAGAAAUGCGAUGUUUAUAGCUUUGGAGUGGUAGCACUAGAAGUGAUCAUGGGAAAGCAUCCCGGAGACCUCCUCUCCUAUUUUUUGUCAUUGUCAUUAACAUCAACACCCGAACCUAUACAACUGAACGACGUCUUAGACAAGAGCCUCCCGCCUCCUGGAAAUCAUGUUGUCAACAAGGUGAUCACCGUUGCAAACCUUGCAUUUGCGUGCUUGCGAACGAAUCCACAAUCUCGACCGACCAUGCAACAAAUUUCCCGCGAGUUGUUAUUUUGAAGGACCAUUUUUGCCAAAGAUGUUUUGAGGAAACACCUAAUUACAUAAGCUAUGACGAAACUCUAUGCUAAUAAAGCAGGUCAUAUUAACAUGAUGAGUGCCACUCCGAUCUCUGUCCGUAACCUGCAGAUUGAGAGAUCCAAACCGUUCAAGCUAUUAGAGAUAAUACUGUAAAGGAUAAAACUUAGAGCUGAUAUAUUUGUUUUACCUGUCUUGGAUAUUUUUGGUUAGUUAGGUGAGCUGUCCUUUCUGUCAGUUAGAUGAGGUGUUAAGUACAAGGCUUUAUAUGGUUUGUAUAUAUACCAACAAUGUAAUCCUAUUCAUUAAGAAAUGAAAUCACAAUUAUUCAA